Diospyros lotus (date-plum) is the source of this 2911-nucleotide messenger RNA. Its product is annotated as formin-like protein 4. Lineage: Eukaryota; Viridiplantae; Streptophyta; Magnoliopsida; Ericales; Ebenaceae. Bases 473 to 2707 code for a protein of 744 amino acids. Gene Ontology annotation, molecular function: actin filament binding. The record is from RefSeq and is a predicted model, not a curated record. The transcript has 2 exons. Gene Ontology annotation, biological process: actin cytoskeleton organization; actin nucleation.
AUGCCAGCGACAAUUCAUACUCUCAGGGGCCAUUUAACAAUAACACAUUUGUCAAUGACAAUGGAACUCGAGCAGGGCAAAACAAAAUGCUUGACUCUUCACACAUUAUUUAAGUUUUAUGGAAGAUCUCCUCUGCUAUUUUAAUUCUAACCUUCUGGCUACUGCUUCGACGCCAUUGUUAAGCGUUCUUUGGAACUAUCGGCAAUCAAGAGCCAAAUAAACAACCAGUAUUUAACUAGCAUUUGCUCAAAAAGAACAUAACGAAACUACAUUAUUUUCUUUCCAGGAAUCAAAAGGAAACUUCACUUUCUUUCCAGGGAUCCUGUGUCCGAAUGGGUCAGCCAGCAUCCAUUCCUUAAUUUAUGUUCUUGCCAACUCUCUUCCUCGUCAAGUGCUCAACAAGACAUUGACUCUUCCACUACAUCCAAUUAUUCUGUACGGGCAAAACUGGGACCUCUGGAGCAAUAUUCGAAUGGCUCCGGCAGGAAUUCCGGCUGCACAGGCGUCUCCACCACCCUCAUCGAAGGAUCAAACUGUUGUUAAAGCUGUCGUUGCCACAGCCGUAAGUACUCUAGUUAUUGCUGGGCUCUUGUUCUUCUUGUUCUACAAAUUGGCAAUGGCUCGAAAGCGCCGGUGGGGAGAUAAGUUUGAGUCAAGUUUUCGUUUAGAUCAAACGGUGUCGACUCAUCAAGAGUUCCGGCAACAAGGUGGAACUCUGAAAGGAAUCAUUGUUGACGAGGAUGGGUUGGAUGUUCUUUAUGUGAGGAAACUUGAAGCAGGACAACUGAUGAACUGUUUCUCUAAAGUUUGGAUCAAUCCUAUGGAGGAAGAAGAAAAGAGGAUGGAUGCUAGAGGAGAUAAACCCGAGAACUCGGAAACAAUUCCGGAAAUUCCUUUGGUUCAAGAGCGAUGCUAUACAGCUGAUCUUGCAGAGGUCACAAAACCAGCUACACUUACUCCCUCAGCCAUGAUUUCUCAAACUGAGACACGGUGGCCACCUCCACCACAGCCACCCCAUCCUCCCCCUUCCCCUCCUCCACUGGGGCCAAAUAAGCAAACUCCACCGCCGCUGCCGCCGCCGCCACCACCACCUCUUCCUAUAAAGAAAAUUCCUCCACCACCUCCUCCACCACCAAUUUCAGCAAAGAGAAACCCUGGCCCACCGCCUCCACCACCUGGGAGAGGUAGUUUGACUUCAUCACUGAGGCCCCCUCCAGCGCCGAGGGUGAAGACAAGAAGCAAUAGUAGGGAAGAGGCUCCAAGCGGGGCAAACGCAAAAAGGACUGAAGAUGUGAGGAUAAAGCUGAAGCCGCUCCACUGGGAUAAGGUUAUAGCCAAUGCUGAUCAUUCAAUGGUCUGGAAUGAGAUCAAUGAUGGAUCUUUCAGAUUUGAUGAUGAUCUAAUGGAAGCUCUAUUUGGAUACACUGCCACCAACAAUAAAUCCACUGAUAGACAUAAAAUAUCAAGUUCAACUAGUUCCAACUCUGGUCCUCCUGCUCAAAUCUUCAUCCUUGAUCCUCGGAAAUCCCAGAAUACAGCUAUAGUACUUAGAUCUCUUUCAGUAUCUCGCAAAGAAGUUGUUGAUGCACUCCUUGAGGGGCGAGGCCUUAGUGCUGAGACCCUCGAAAGACUGACAAAAAUUUCCCCAACUCAAGAAGAAGCAUCCAAAAUCCUUCAAUUCAACGGCAACCCAACAAAACUUGCUGAUGCUGAAUCAUUCCUCUACUACGUCCUGAAAGCUGUUCCCUCAGCAUUUAUCCGUUUCAAUGCAAUGCUUUUUCGUUCAAAUUAUGACUCUGAAAUUCUGCAUCUAAAGGAAUCUCUGGAAACACUUGAAUUGGGUUGCAAGGAAUUACGAACUCGUGGCAUCUUCUUUAGACUUCUUGAAGCCAUUCUCAAGGCUGGGAACCGUAUGAAUGCUGGAACAGCCAGAGGGAAUGCACAAGGCUUUAAUCUCAGCUCUCUUCGAAAACUUUCCUUUGUGAAAAGCACUGAUGGUAAGACUACUUUACUUCACUUUGUCGUGGAACAAGUAGUUCGAUCUGAGGGUCAGCGUCGUGUAAUCAAUCAAGUCCGAGACCUUGACGAAAGGUAUAACCAGAGUACCAAUGAUCGUUACCCAGAUUCUGAUAGCUUGAGAACCAAGGAAGAAGAGAGAGAUAAAGAGUACUUCAUGUCAGGGCUACCAGUACUAGGACGCUUAAAUGUGGAAUUCUCUAACUUAAAGAAAGCAGCCGCCAUAGACUACGAUAGUUUCAUGAAUAUGUACUCCAAUCUCACAGCCCGGGUUGCUGAGAUUCGACAGCUUGUGAUGAACUGCGGCAAUGGUGAGAGAGGUGACUUUGUGAGGGAAAUGAAGGGAUUUUUAGAGGAAUGCGAAGAGGAGCUUAAGGUGGUGAGGGAGGAACAAAUAAGGGUAUUGGAGCUUGUGAAGAGAACAACAGCAUAUUACCAAGCAGGAGCAGCAAAAGACAUAGGUGCACACCCACUUCAAUUGUUUGCUAUUGUGAAAGAUUUUCUUGAGAUGGUUGAUCAAGUUUGCAUUGACAUCACAAGGAAGCUACAAAAGAAGAACUUUACAAGUGCAGGAUCACCACCAACAUCACCAGCAACAACUACUCCAGCAAGAUUCCAAAACUUCCAGUCAUAUUUUAUGUCAGAUAAGCACGGGACAGCAUCUUCUAGUGAAUCAGACGAUGAUUUUUAAGAUACCUGGUGAGAACUUGCUUAAAAGUCUAUUGACAAAGAAAGAACACUGACAAAGGAACUCUGCUUUCGUGAAGGAAACCAUCUAUCGAUCCUGGGCCUAAUUUCUUGGUUUCUUUUAUCUGGCUGUGAGUGUAGUUAAUGGAGCCUGAAUAUGUUGAACUUUUUUACUAAAUAAUGAAAAAAUGCGCACUAGAUAGAUAAA